Messenger RNA from Paraphaeosphaeria sporulosa, 1043 nucleotides. RefSeq names its product DAO-domain-containing protein. The record is from RefSeq and is a predicted model, not a curated record. Gene Ontology annotation, molecular function: FAD binding; D-amino-acid oxidase activity. NCBI's taxonomy places the organism in Eukaryota, Fungi, Ascomycota, Dothideomycetes, Pleosporales, Didymosphaeriaceae. The transcript is spliced from 3 exons. The coding region runs from base 173 to 1006 and encodes 277 amino acids.
UGCCAGGAGAUACGUCAAUAAAUUACACAUCGCCUUGGUAUGUCCAGCCACAAGCUUUGCAAGAUGCCGCCUCUAGUCAUGCUGAUCAUGGCGAAGGGCUGGCGCAAACUUCUCCGCAAUCUCGGGUGGUGACGCGAAUGCGCUUCGAUGGGACAAGUACGGGUACCAGCACAUGAUGAAACUCGCCGAGGAGCACGGGACUGAAGCAUGCAUCUCCAAGACGCCUUCUUUCGAGUACUGGGACGAGCUACCAUCGAAGGCUAAGAUCGAGUCCAUGUCUGGAUAUCUUGAGGAUUUCGAAAUGUUGAGCGUAACAGACAUACCCGAAGGAUGCCAGUUCGGCGUAUCUUUUACAACCAUCACCGUGAAUGCCCCAAGAUAUAUCCAGUAUCUUUACCGACUGUUGCAGAACCAGUAUGGCGUGCAAUUUGUUCGUGAGAAGCUUCCAAGCAUCAAGGCUGCGUUCUCCGACAUAUCGACCAAGGUUGUGUUCAACUGUACCGGCAACGGUGCGCGCCGUCUCCCAGGUGUUGAGGAUGCCAAAUCCUAUCCGACCAGAGGACAGAUACUUCUCACGAGAGCUCCGCAGAUCACUAAAAAUGUGAUGCGACACGGAAAGGAUUAUGAAACCUACAUCAUACCUCGUCCUCAGUCAAAUGGUAACGUCAUUCUCGGUGGUUAUAUGCAGAAGGGCGUCGGUACUGGAGAUACGUUCUCGAGUGAGUCAGAGUCGAUAGUUGAACGAACCACCACUUUGCUUCCAGAGCUGCUCACUCCUGGCAUGGAGGUGCUGGCCGCGUUCUCCGGUUUGAGGCCUUCGCGGGAGGGUGGCGCUCGUGUGGAAAGGACAAGCAUUCAACUUGAUGAAUCAAGGAACGGUAUCCUAGUACAUAAUUACGGAGCGGGUGGUACCGGAUUCCAGGCUGGUCUUGGUAUGGCGCGAGAUGCAGUGAGCGCUGUUGAAGACGUGCUACGCAGUAUUCCGCGAGAAAAGAGCCGACUGUAGAUGGAGAUAGUGCGCGAAAAUUAGAUAUGAACAUCGU